GCAACUUCUUCUGACCUUUCCAACCUACGUGGUUCCUCUUCCUAACUCAAACUACCAAACAGAACAACAGAACACAACAGAACAAGCCAAAGAACCUUCCCUUUUUGUUCUUCUCUCGUCGCUCUUCUUUGAAUGGGAAUCAAAAGAGGAGCAGAAGAAGCUAAAGCCAUGGUGGUUGAUGAUGUCUUGGACUCCAUGCCCCUCUUCGCUAAGGAGCUUCUUGCGGGUGGCACAGCUGGUGGUUUCGCCAAAACCGUCGUUGCCCCACUUGAACGUGUCAAAAUCCUCUUCCAGACGCGAAGAGCUGAGUUUCACAGCUCAGGACUUGUUGGAUCAGUCAGCAGAAUUGCCAAGACCGAAGGCUUUUUAGGUUUCUACAGAGGAAAUGGAGCAAGUGUUGCAAGGAUUAUACCUUAUGCAGCACUUCAUUAUAUGUCCUAUGAGGAAUACCGCAGAUGGAUCAUGCUUACUUUCCCUGAUGUUUCGAAAGGCCCUACCCUUGAUCUCAUGGCAGGCUCAUUAUCCGGAGGGACGGCUGUUCUUUUUACGUAUCCUCUCGACUUGAUUCGGACUAAGUUAGCUUAUCAGGUUGUUAGUCCAGAAAAGUUGAAUGUUUCAGGGAUGGUUCAUAAUGAACAAGUUUAUAGAGGGAUCCAAGAUUGCUUUGCAAAAACUUAUAGAGAAGGUGGCAUUAGAGGUCUCUAUAGGGGAGUAGCUCCAACGCUUGUCGGAAUAUUCCCGUAUGCUGGUUUGAAGUUUUACUUCUACGAAGAAAUGAAGCGCCAUGUCCCUGAGGAGUACAAGAAAAGCAUUAUGGUGAAACUCACAUGUGGAUCCGUAGCAGGUCUAUUGGGGCAGACCUUCACAUAUCCUCUUGAAGUUGUUAGGAGGCAAAUGCAGGUUCAAACUCUGCUGGCAUCUGAUAAUGCAGAACUGAAGGGGAUUAUGAAAUCACUUGUUGUGAUUGCUCGAAAUCAGGGCUGGAAGCAGCUGUUCUCAGGGCUCAGCAUCAAUUACAUAAAGGUUGUUCCAUCAGUGGCAAUUGGGUUUACCGUUUAUGAUACCAUGAAAUCAUACCUGAGAGUUCCAUCAAGAGAUGAUGCUGCAGUUGAAGUGGUAACCAAUAAAAGAAUCAGCCAACCAUCGUCGCAGACACAGUAACAGCAACAGAUGAUGCUACCUUUCAGAUUUUCGCUUGUCUAACUCUUCAAUUCAUAGGCUUCAAAAAGGUUUCUUGGCCUCAUCCUAUUCACAUUGUUUUAGCACCACAUUCCAUUCUUUCGAGUUGUACAUUGUGAGAUGAAGAUUAUGUUCCAUCAUAAACAGGAUACAGCAUGCAUUUCUCUGCAGAUUGCAAGGGAAUGAAUGAUCCCUUGUGGCAGAUCCCAUUGUUUUCAUGAUGUAACGAGAAGACAAUAUGUUGUUGAGAUAGGACACAAACUAUGUACAUACAAAUAAAAGAUAAUUUGCACUUUUUGAAUGUGCAAGCACAGGGGAUUAUAUUCUUGGCAGCCGCCAGAUUCAUAUUACCUUUGACCACCUGUUGGCGCCAGAUUUCUACUUCUACUA
Molecule: messenger RNA, 1569 nt
Organism: Arachis duranensis
Lineage: Eukaryota; Viridiplantae; Streptophyta; Magnoliopsida; Fabales; Fabaceae
Product: mitochondrial carrier protein CoAc2
Exons: 7
Coding region: 133-1161 (342 amino acids)
Biological process (GO): transmembrane transport
Cellular component (GO): mitochondrial inner membrane
Source: RefSeq, a predicted model, not a curated record